Messenger RNA from Fusarium venenatum, 1344 nucleotides. NCBI's taxonomy places the organism in Eukaryota, Fungi, Ascomycota, Sordariomycetes, Hypocreales, Nectriaceae. The record is from RefSeq and is a predicted model, not a curated record.
AUGGAUUCCUUUCAGAAACUAUCACCUGGGAUUCGGCUCGAGAUUAUGAGCCAUAUUCACUCACACACGACUCUAUGGCGGCUCACAAAUGUAUCCCCAGUGAUGUGGAAUCAGUUCAUUUCAAGUUUGACUCAAGUUGACAACGGCAAUCAAGAGUUCAUUCAGGAUGCCAUGGCAAUCAUCAGGUUCAACGAAUCAAUGGGCAAUAAGGAAAAGACAGCCUUCUUCUUGGACAGAUGGCUUGUCAAGUCUACAUCGCCUUUUACACGCACUGGUUUCUUUAUCGAGGACGACAUGACAAAAGAAACAUCUACAUCGCCAACCCAAGCAUAUAUGUCUCUACCCAGAAUCACGUUUAGCAGUACGAUCAAAAUGAGAGUCACCCUUGACGACUUGACAUGGCCCGAGAAAUAUCGUCUUUUCAGGGCUUUCUUCAAGUUUGAGGUACUGAUGAAGAUCUACGAUCCACGCCUGAAACAUUCGAUGGACAAUACCUAUUAUCGAGAAAAUGCUCAUGACUUGCUGAAAGAGCUUGACCCAUGCGUCCACGAAUCCGUCAUUUGUGUCCAUGCCUAUGUCGAAGCUUCCUAUGGAGUCAUCUUUGCACAACUAAGAAAGACGCACGAAGCCGCAGCUGCUAUCGCCGAAACUGCAAGAUAUAUCUCCUGGUGGUUAUCAUGCCACGGACUGGAUCUUCUUGUCCACGUGCUCAUAUCGACGUGUCAGACCCUCGAAAGUCGCGAGCGUCUUCGCAGCUGGCUAUACUUUGUCUCACUCGAAGUUUGUGCCCCAUACACGCAUCUUUACGACAUUGAAAGGCGAAAGUUGUUCGUUCAUCGACCUGUUUGCCUGUCACAGCUUUUUGCACAUACGAAUAAGUCAUUUGUUGGCCAUCUUUGUCAGAUAGACACCCCGCUAGAGGAUGAUGAAAACUCGGACAACGACUCUGUCGGCAGUGAUAUCAUGGAUGCACUCUCCUCAACUCGUUUGCCUGAAGAAAAGCGACAGGCCUCCAUACAGUUCCAGAUAUAUCGGCAGCGAGCAUGGAUAUUUUGCGACAAUUGGAGAUUAUAUACAGCACCACUUUUUGAACACUUCCCGUCUCCUGAAGAUAUUGAAGUGCAACAGUCGAUAGUAGAGUUCCGUUAUCCCAUCACAUCCUUGCGUGAGCGCCAGAGAUGGCGAUCUACGGAGUGGCAAGAUUACUGGGCUGGGCGAACACUUGAACCGCCGCCUGAAAGAGCACGCAAUCAUUUCUGGGAGGUAGAGUCUGGGAAGAAUGACAUCAACGAUAUCCCUCAUUUUUACGAAUAUGUUGCUGACAAAGGGCUCGGCGCCUUCUAG